AUGGAUUAUUACAAUUCAUUCCUUGAUCAAUAUUUAACAUCAUGGUACCCUACAACAACCAUAAAUCCAACAUCAACAAUUUCAAUCUCAUCAAUAGAUCCAACAAACACAGCUGGUCUAGCAUUGACGUUUCUAAACUUACAACAUCAAAUCCAGACCGAAACUAACUCGAUCUCACUUUAUUACCUUUCUCGAAAUGCAAGGGGAGCAGCUGCAACAUAUACCAUACUUAGAAUUCAGCAAAUUUUACAGACUGCCGCUGCCACUGCUACUCAACAACUACCUCAAAUAACAGAAGAGCUAGUUAAUGCAACACUAAAUCUCAAGCAACUAGAAUGGGAUUCAAAUCUAUAUGCUAUGAAUUUAUCAGUGCCUUUCAAUUUACUAUUCGGUAUUUUAUUCAUUUUGAUAAUGUUUUAUCAGAUUGGUAUUUGUGCUUGGUUUAAGGAUUUUUAUUUCAGUAUAUGUAUGGUUUGUGGUUGUUUAUUAGAGUUUAUUGGAUAUAUAGCUAGAACAGUGGCUCAUUAUUCAUAUUCUGAUCCUAACUUAUAUCUUUGUCAAAUUAUAUGUUUGACUAUUGCACCUGCAUUCAUCAUGAUGUCAAUAUAUUAUCUAUUAGCUAAACUUGUGGUCAUUCAUGGUUUGCAAUAUUCAAUAUUGAGUCCAAUUCAAUUAAGUUAUAUUUUUAUUAUAUUUGAUGUUUUAAGUCUUGUUAUUCAAGCUAUUGGAGGAGCAAUAGCGGCUAUAAAUUUAAGAAUGUUGAGAAAUUCAAAUGUUGGAAGUUAUAUAAUGUUGAGUGGGAUUGCAUUCCAAGCAUUUUCAAUGACGGUGUAUAUUCUAUUCUUGAUGGAUUUUUUAAUACGUGUGUUUAAAAUACCAAACAAAUCCUUCCAAUUGUUUAGAUUUAUACGGUUUUUAUUUGGUUCUAAUGAGAUGAGACAAGAGUUUGAAAUAAGUUAUAAUUCAAAAUUUAGACCUAUUCGAGAGAAACAGAUUUUCAAUUAUAUGCCACUAUUCAUUAUGAUAUCGGUGUUGUUUGUUUAUGUAAGGUGUAUUUACCGAGUAAUCGAGUUGAGUCAAGGAUGGCGUGGGUUUUUGAUUACUCAUGAGGAGUAUGUUUUAACAUUAGAUGCAUUGAUGGUACUAUUGUGUGUUUUGAUUUAUGUUCUUUUCCAUCCUGGUUUAAUUUUCAACAAGAUGAAUAUCCCAUUAAAGAAGAAGAAAUUGAAAGAUAUUGAAAUGAAAAAUGAAGUUAGACUGACUCCUAUUUCACAACCUUAUUAUAGUUCAAGAUUACGCUUACCGGAGAAAUCAACCGUUAGUUCUACAAUCAGUUCAUUUGAUAAAUCGACUAUAAUUAAUUCGAGGUUUGAUUCACCAAGUUUCUAA
Insectozyma verbasci is the source of this 1389-nucleotide messenger RNA. Lineage: Eukaryota; Fungi; Ascomycota; Pichiomycetes; Serinales; Debaryomycetaceae. The record is from the annotation of a GenBank genome assembly.